AUGACCACCAUCAUCCAUCUCGCAUACACCCCGCGCCAGGGCAUCCUCCUCAACCCCUCGCCCUCCGUCUCCCCCUACCAGCACUCUUCCCCUCUUCCGCUCUUCGUACCAUCCAACACGUCUCUCUCGUCCUCGUCCUCAUCCGCCCUCAACACCGACUCUGAAUAUUGCCUCGGCAGCAGCUCGAGCACGAGCAACAGCAAGGAGCCCUCUCCAGCCCUCGCCGUCCCCCGACCGCUCCCCACCCACUCCACCACCCCCCACUGCUCCAACACCCGCUCGGACUCUCCAGCAGCCACCUCCCGCCGCAUACGCUUCGCACCCCUCCCAGACCCUCGCCGCGACGAAGAGCCAUUCGCACUCCCCCCGGCCAUCCUCGACGACUCCGGCUCCUCCUCCAUCACCGAGUCCACCGUUCUCAACGCCCUCGGUCUCGGUCUCCGGUCGCCCGCAGACGACCACAAGGCCCGCUCACCGCGCGGCGACCGCAGCCCGCGCUUCUCCCCCUCUUUCUUCUACGACGCCAAAGCGCCCCCCGCGUCCGAGUCGACACCCACCCUCGCGAGCACCGCCACCGCCGCGUCCUCAUGCACGCUCACCACCCCCCACAUCCCCCGCCCCGCACACUCCCCCCCGGCCUCGACCGACUCGAGCCCCGCCGCGCCGACCGUGUGCCCGAGCGGGUCCGCGUCCCUCCCGAGCUCGACCCCGCCGUCCGACACCGACGGCGAGUGGGACGUCCUCACGCCCUCGCGCGACGCCGCCGCCGCCGCCCCGCGCAAGGCGGCGCACAAGUGGUCCAAGAAGCUGUUCAAGCCGCUGCUCGGCCCGCUCGCCAAGGGCGCUCCGUGCUCCGGCGCGGGCGCGGGCGACGAGGCGGACGCGAAGGCGAAGGCGCCGUCGAAGCGCCAGCGCGACCGCAGCGGCAGCCGCGGGCGCGACACGACGCCCGACUGGGUCAAGGAGUUUGGCAUGCCGCUGGGCCGGUGGCAGUCGGACGAUGUGCCGCGAGGGCCCGCGCCGAAGAAGGGGCACCGGGGCGUCGAGUUUGGCCGGACGCAGAGCUUGGAUCGCGAGGAGGAGGAGCUGCUCGAGGCGAGCCUGGGGAGGAUAAGUAGCAAUCACGGUGGGCGGAGGCAGCAGCGCAUGCUGAAUGGCCGCGUCUAUGGCGCGAAAAGGAAUCCGUUUGCGAACGCCAGACCGGACCCGCAGUUCGUGGAGUGGGGCUACGGCGGCAUGGGCAGCGUGCAGGCCUCGAAUGGCCACGCGAGCAUCUGGUCCAAGGUGCAGUCUUCGGGCGCUAUCAACGUCGGGGCACACGAUUCGUCCCAGAGCUGGGGCUCGCGCCCGAGCACUGCGAACGGGCGGCUCACCGGCAACGGCGCGCUCGGCAACUCUACGAAUACGAGCGGCGCGGCAAAGGCGAGCGCUUCGGACGACGACGGGACUGGAAUGGCGUGGGUGCGCAAGAGGCGGGAGCAGCGCGAGCGGGAGCGCAAAGAACGUGAGGAGCGCGAACGGAAGGAGAAGGAGGCGGGGGCGGGGGCCGUCGCCGUGCCCCCCGGGGUUGGCGAUGUGCAUAUGCGCGGGUCCGAGUCUGGCCCGCCGUCUGCGAGCGAGCGGGAGGGCAAGGAGAAGGAGAAGGUGGAGCAGAAGGAGGGACACGUGUAUACUGCGGUGACCGUGCCCGCGCGCGCGGCGCACCCCCGCAAAGACGGGCGUGUGGUUCUGGACCCGCCGCAUGGCGUGCAGAUCAUCGUUACCGGUGAGUCUGAGGAGCUCGUGCGGACUGCGAGCAAGGAAAGCGUGGGCGGUGCAGGUGCUGAGGGCUCGGCCGAAGAUGGCUCGGGUGAGGACGAGGAAGAGAGCCCGCGUGGGGAGGGCGAGGAGGAAGACGAAGAGGAAGACGAAAUGGAGGAGCGAUCCCGCCUGACUGCACUGGGCGCGGGGGUGGAGAAGAUCAGCAGACACAAGGAGAGUGCGAGCGUGGCGUCGAAUUAG
Molecule: messenger RNA, 2001 nt
Organism: Sparassis crispa
Lineage: Eukaryota; Fungi; Basidiomycota; Agaricomycetes; Polyporales; Sparassidaceae
Exons: 3
Coding region: 1-2001 (666 amino acids)
Source: RefSeq, a predicted model, not a curated record